This is a messenger RNA of Ficedula albicollis (Collared flycatcher), 6487 nucleotides long. It is a transcript of the gene PTPRJ, whose product is annotated as protein tyrosine phosphatase, receptor type J. Lineage: Eukaryota; Metazoa; Chordata; Aves; Passeriformes; Muscicapidae. The transcript is spliced from 28 exons. The record is from RefSeq and is a predicted model, not a curated record. Gene Ontology annotation, molecular function: cadherin binding; protein tyrosine phosphatase activity. Gene Ontology annotation, biological process: angiogenesis; protein dephosphorylation. The coding region runs from base 1 to 4641 and encodes 1546 amino acids.
AUGGGAAAGGACAAGGCUGUAAGAUCUGGAAGUGGAUCUGUUGGGCCUUUGUUCUGUAAUCUCCAUAACAAUGCAGCUUUAGCCAGCAGCAAAUAUUUGCAGGUGGAUGCAAUAUCUGGAACAGCCUUAGGCGAUACUCAUUUCCCAGUCCUACAAGACAGGCCUACGGUCAGAUGUACAAUUGCUUGCACUGAAAAUUGCAGCUCAGAAAGUGUAACUGCAGAACCAGCAACCAGUAGUAAUGAUGAUUUAUCAGUAAACUCUGCAAGUGGGAACAGGAUCUCUGCAGGUGGAAGAGUCAUCAGGGCUGCAUCACUAUUUGAUGAGACAAGAGAGCCCAGCCCAAUUUAUAGUAUCACAGCAGAAUCCAAUGUCACUUCCGUCAAGUUAAAAUGGGUGCUGAAUGAAAGUGCUUCUGACUGGUACAAGCUGUAUGAGAUACAGGUUGCAAAUCGAACAGCUGAUAAGUUUGUGAUGAGCCUGGAAACCAGUAAAACCGAAGCAGAAAUUACCGGCUUAAUCCCUGGGACACUGUACAACUUCACAGUGUUUGCUGUAGCAGCUGAUAAGAAUAAGACAGAAGGCGUGUCCAUAGAGCUGUAUACAAAGCCCAGCCGGGUUCAUAAUCUCACAGCAGAAUCCGUUGGUGUGACUUCUGUCAAGUUAAAAUGGGAUGUGAAUGACAGCGCUUCUGCGUCCUACACCUACAGGAUAGAGGUUGUAAAUGGUACAGAUGGUACACUUGAGAAGAACCAGAUAUACAGAGAAAACAAAGCAGAAAUUACGGGCUUAAUCCCUGGGACACUGUACAACUUCACAGUGUUUGCUGUAGCAGGUGGUGUGAAUGGGACAGAAGGAGAUGGAGUGACUAUAGAUCUGUAUACAAAGCCCAGCCCAGUUGAUCGUCUCAUAGCAGAAUCCAUUGGUGCGACUUCUGCCAAAUUAAAAUGGCAUGUGAAUGACAUUGCUUCUGGCUCCUACACGUACAAGAUAGAGGUUAAAGGUGGUACACUUGAGAAAAACCUGGAAACCAGUAAAACCGAAGCAGAAAUUACCGGCUUAAUCCCUUGGACACCGUACAACUUCACAGUGUUUGCUGUAGCAGCUGAUGAUGAGACAGAAGGAGAAGGCGUGUCCAUAGAGCUGUAUACAAAGCCCAGCCGGGUUCAUAAUCUCACAGCAGAAUCCGUUGGUGUGACUUCUGUCAAGUUAAAAUGGGAUGUGAAUGACAGUGCUUCUGCGUCCUACACCUACAGGAUAGAGGUUGUAAAUGGUACAGAUGGUACAGUUGUGAAGAAUCAGACAUCCAUUGAAACCAAAGCAGAAAUUACCGACCUAAUCCCUGGGACACUGUACAACUUCACAGUGUUUGCUGUAGCAGGUGGUGUGGAUGGGACAGAAGGAGAUGGAGUGACUAUAGAGCAGUAUACAAGGCCUAGCCGGGUUCAUAAUCUCACAGCAGAAUCCAUUGGUGUGACUUCUGUCACCUUAAAAUGGGAUGUGAAUGACAGCGCUUCUGAGUCCUACACCUACAGGAUAGAGGUUGUAAAUGGUACAGAUGGUACACUUGAGAAGAACCAGAUAUACAGAGAAAACAAAGCAGAAAUUACGGGCUUAAUCCCUGGGACACUGUACAACUUCACAGUGUUUGCUGUAGCAGGUGGUGUGAAUGGGACAGAAGGAGAUGGAGUGACUAUAGAUCUGUAUACAAGUAAGUCACACCGGGUUCAUAAUCUCACAGCAGAAUCCAUUGGUGUGACUUCUGUCACCUUAAAAUGGGAUGUGAAUGACAGUGCUUCUGAGUCCUACACCUACAGGAUAGAGGUUGUAAAUGGCACAGAUGAUCCACUUGUGAAGAAUCAGACAUCCAUUGAAACCAAAGCAGAAAUUACUGACUUAAUCCCUGGGACACCAUACAACUUCACAGUGUUUGCUGUAGCAGCUGAUGAUGAGACAGAAGGAGAAGGAGUGACCAUAGAGCUAUAUACAAGGCCUAGCCGGGUUCAUAAUCUCACAGCAGAAUCCAUUGGUGUGACUUCUGUCACCUUAAAAUGGGAUGUGAAUGACAGUGCUUCUGAGUCCUACACCUACAGGAUAGAGGUUGUAAAUGGCACAGAUGAUCCACUUGUGAAGAAUCAGACAUCCAUUGAAACCAAAGCAGAAAUUACUGACUUAAUCCCUGGGACACCAUACAACUUCACAGUGUUUGCUGUAGCAGCUGAUGAUGAGACAGAAGGAGAAGGAGUGACCAUAGAGCUAUAUACAAGGCCCAGCCGGGUUCAUAAUCUCACAGCAGAAUCCAUUGGUGUGACUUCUGUCACCUUAAAAUGGGAGGUGAAUGACAUUGCUUCUGACUCAUACACGUACAGGAUAGAGUUUGUAAAUGAUACAUUUGUGAAGAGCCUGACGUUCAGUGACACUAAAGCAGAAAUUACUGACUUAAUCCCUGGGACACCAUACAACUUCACAGUGUUUGCUGUAGCAGCUGAUGAUGAGACAGAAGGAGAAGGAGUGACCAUAGAGCUAUAUACAAGGCCCAGACAGGUUCAUAAUCUCACAGCAGAAUCCAUUGGUGUGACUUCUGUCACCUUAAAAUGGGAGGUGAAUGACAUUGCUUCUGACUCGUACACGUACAGGAUAGAGUUUGUAAAUGAUACAUUUGUGAAGAGCCUGACAUUCAGUGACACUAAAGCAGAAAUUACUGACUUAAUCCCUGGGACACCAUACGACUUCACAGUAUUUGCUGUAGCAGCUGAUAAUGAGACAGAAGGAGAAGGCGUGUCCAUAGAGCUGUAUACAAUACCUGUCCCAGUGGAUUCAUUUCAGUGUGAACCAGUAGCCAAGCAGCCUUUCUUAAGGCUGAAGUGGAAGUGUCCUUCUGGUAAAAACUCUGGCUUCAGAAUUAAAAUAUCUAAUAUUUCAGAGAGUUCAGAGAGCUGCAUGGUAGAAGGCUCUGAGCAAACCUUCCAAACAGCACGUUUACGUUUUUUCAGCACCUAUGAUGUUACUAUCAUAACUCUUUCAAAUGGCAGUGAAAGCUCUCCAGUGACCAAGUCAUGUCGCACCAGCAUUACCGACCCGCCUCCUCAAACCGAAGUUCCUUCAGUCAAGGCCGUCAGCCACAGCUCGUUGUCUGUUGAAUUCUCUGAUUUUGAUUCACUGAAUGGUCCAUUAGAAGCCUACGCAGUAAUGAUUACAACAGAAGAUCAAAGUUCUGCGUCUUUGAAAUCUAAAUUGAACAACACAUACAAAGAUUUCAAGAAGAAAAAGACAACUGCCUAUGUUACAUAUAUCAUAAAAACAGAGCCAGCAGAAUCACAUUCUUCCCCUUCUCAGAAUGGUAAAAACAUCAUUAAUGUAGGCAAGGGAAACACAAUGCAUGGCUAUGAAAAUGGACCAUUGAUCCCUCUUCAUUCAUACAGGGCAUGUGUUGCAGGUUUCACUAAUAUAACCUUUGUGGCCAACAUGAUUGAGGGGGAAGAUAGUUAUGUAUCAUUUUCACCCUGUUCUGAACCGGUUUUACUACCCCAGGAUCCAGGUGUUGUUGCUGGAGUGGUUAUUGGAUGCCUCUUGGCUAUCUUUGCUGUAGUUGCUGUAGGGGGGUUCAUAUUCUGGAGAAGGAGAAGGAAAGAUAAAAGAAACGCUGACGUGUCUUUUUCUCCAAUUAAAAUCAAGAAAUCAAAAAUGAUUAAAGUGGAGAACUUUGAGUCAUACUUUAAGAAGCAGCAAGCUGACUCCAACUGUGGUUUUGCUGAAGAGUAUGAGGAACUCAAGUCUGCUGGUGUUCAGCAGCCCAAAUUUGCUGCUGAACUUCCUGAGAACAGGGGGAAAAAUAGAUACAACAAUGUCUUACCGUAUGAUAUUUCUCGUGUUAAACUUUCAAAUCAAAGCUCUGGAACUGGUGAUUAUAUUAAUGCAAACUAUAUGCCUGGCUAUAACUCAAAGAAGGCAUUUAUUGCUGCACAGGGUCCAUUACCCAAUACUAUAGAAGACUUCUGGCGAAUGAUUUGGGAAAAGAAUAUCUAUUCAAUUGUUAUGUUGACAAAAUGUGUUGAACAAGCCCGGACAAAAUGUGAGCAGUACUGGCCCGACAAACAACCCAAGAGCUAUGGUGACAUUAUUGUGACAAUGGUUUCAGAAGUUGUUCUUCCAGAAUGGACAAUAAGGGACUUCACUGUAGAAAAGUCCAACACCCCUGAGAGCCACACGGUGCGCCAGUUCCAUUUCACCUCCUGGCCAGAUCAUGGAGUACCAGAGACAACAGACCUCCUCAUCAACUUCAGGCACCUUGUUCAUGAGUACAACAGCCAGAAUCCAAUAGACUCUCCUACUCUGGUGCACUGCAGCGCUGGCGUCGGGAGGACGGGGACGUUCAUCGCCAUCGACCGCCUGAUCCAGCAGGUGGAGAUGGAGAGCAGCGUGGAUGUGUACGGAGUGGUGUACGACCUCCGCAUGCACCGGCCCCUCAUGGUGCAGACCGAGGACCAGUACGUCUUCCUAAACCAGUGUGUCAUGGAUAUCAUUAAAUCCCAGAGAGAGAGGCAAACUGACCUUAUCUACCAAAACGUGACAGCAAUGGCAAUCUAUGAAAAUGUCACACCUGGGCCAGCCUUUGGGAAGGCCAAUGGCUACCAUGCAUAGAAGAAACCCAGUGCCUCCAGGAGGUGUCCAACUUGUGCCUCCCAGGAAAGGGAGGUUCCAACUUGUGUUUUCUGGGAUUAUGUGCAGUGUCUCAUGUGGCUUCUCCAGUUCUGUCUGCAUUCAAAGGUGUGAUCUGCAAGAGGAAAAACACAAUGCUGGCAGGAGCUGCAGACUGAUGUUAAAAAAAACCCAAACAACAAAACCCAAGCAAAACUUUUUAAAGUUAACAGAGGAAUCUUGUUUUUUUCUUGGGAAUUUAACAGUACUGAUAGAAGAAAUAGCAUUUGCAGUUUGAACAGUGACCUAGAGUUUAAAUAUUAAAAUAAUAACACAAGCUUUUUAUUACAAUUUUAUAUUAUUUCAUUUACAGACACCAAGCUGGUGGGUUGGUUUAAUAUAUUUAAUUAUAAGUUUCAGGAACAUAUUUUAUCUACUGUAUCUGGUUAUUUAGUUAAUAGAUAUGUGCCUCUGUGAUCUAUUUUUUUUUCUGUUCCUUUUUAUUUAAAAAAAGGAGUACAAAUGGCUCCUUCAAAUGGACAUUUAUACUUGGAAAUUGUGCCUUUUCUAGUUGCUACUCUAGGAAAAAAAAAACAGCAGAGAUUCUAUUUUUGUACUGAAACUCUUAAUGAGAACACAGAUUUUUAAAUAAGGCUUAUGUCAAACUUAACUGUAGUUGCACUGUUGGCAGGACUCUCCAGAAGAUUGGAGGUGAGCUUUGUUUUUGCAUUUCACCACAGAUAAUCCCCUGCCUUAAUGUUUCGGUGCCUCUGCCGGAGGAAAAGGAGUGUGGUCUGUCACUCCGAGCUUUAACUGUAGUUAAAAACAGAGCAAGUGAAUCUGUGAAUGUGUGUGUGUGGGGGUGUGGAUGAAGGACAGAAUAGCUCCUCCCUGUACCUGUUUUUAUACAAUUUAUAAUGAUUUAUUUAAAGGUGCAAUAUUGAUUUACUGAAUAAUGCUCACUCUAAUAGAGUUUUUCUCAGGUUGGUGUCUUUUUAUCAUUGUUGUUGUUUUUUCCUCAAAUAUAUAAAUCUGUGAAAAUGCUGAAACUAAGGUUCCAAAUGUUCAAGCACUCCCAAACGGAUUGACUGGCUUUACUGUUUCUACCAAAAGACAUUGCACAAAAUUCUGCUGUAAAGACAAAUUUCUUGGUUGAUUUAGCCAUUCAAAACUGAGACACAUCUUACCUGCCUGCAUCUCACUGAUCCAGUGUAAUUGUUUUGUAAUUAUUUGCAAUAUACUGCUGCUUUUGUUUUGGCUGGUCCUUUUAGAAACUGAAGGAAAUCCCCCGUUUGCUGAUUUCACAACUCAAGGAUCAGAUUGGAUUUAUUUUGCUGGUACAUAACUGUUAGACUUAGGAAGGCAUUACCAAUGAAGGACUUAGGUAGCUUGGGUGUGGGGGAGGGUGUGUUUUUGGUCUUUGGAUCGUUGCACUGGUUGCAUUGUAGAUGAAUAUGAAGUUUAUGAAUAAUGCUAUAGAAUAGCUAUAAAGCAGGGAAAAAAAUCUUAUGAAGGUUUAAUAACCAGAGUCCCUGGAAUUCUGCUGCUUUUUUGUUGUUGUUGUUUUGUGGGUUUUUCUUUGUUGUAGUAGAGUUGUCAGGAAAAGCUACAGAUGCUAGGAGUAUAUGUGGCUUUGCAGUGGAACCUGGCAACCUCACAGGGUCCAAUAUCAGCUGAAGGAGAACACAGGAAUUCCUGGUGCACAGCUGUAACUUUACAAAUAUCCUGAGGAAUUUUUUACAUCCUGGUGUGAAACUGUGGUGUGCUGUGUGAGCAAAACUGGAGGACAAACCACAGUGCACUUUUGGUUAUUAGGUUUUGAGGUUUGUUUUUUUUUUUUUUUGUUUGU